Molecule: messenger RNA, 801 nt
Organism: Phaedon cochleariae (mustard beetle)
Lineage: Eukaryota; Metazoa; Arthropoda; Insecta; Coleoptera; Chrysomelidae
Source: the annotation of a GenBank genome assembly
AUGGGAAAGAACGACAGCCUGUUCAGCAACAGCAGAAAGCUGACCGUCGAUUGGUUCAGGGAGAUCACCGUACCUGGCGCGUUAACGGGAAUACCCAGCAUCAGGACCAACGCCCACCCAGGGUACUUACGCAGGGCGGUACCGGAAGAGACCUUCUGCACGGGCAGCACCUACAAGGGGCAGGUGGACUCACUGGGGUUCGCCGGUGUUGGCACUUAUGUAUACCCGCAUGGCGCCGUAUACGAAGGGUACUUCAGGGAUGGGCAGUUCCAUGGUGAGGGUACUAUCACGUAUCCCAAUGGGGAUUAUAUCGAAGGCGUUUGGGUGAAUGGAAAACCAAAAAAUAGAACCUUUCACUUCCACGACGGUCUCAAAGUCGAGAAACCUUGGAGAUAUUGCGAAUUCCCCGAUAGACGUUAUGAAGAUGAGGAAACCAGGCAGAUACUUGACAACGAACUACCCCGGCACAAUUCUAUCAAGAUACCUCCCAACUGUUACUACACAGGGGACGGUUACUAUCGACCAGACAUCGGCAUAGUCUACAGCAAAAACAACAGGGUGUUGAGAGUGGUGACCAAGUUCGAGGAGAUCGAGAUCAAAGAAAAUUUCAGGAAAGAGGCGGACGAUCACGUGGGCUACAUGGCUAAACUGUACGAAUUUUGGACGGCAGGGAGAGCGAGGGAUAUCGAAGAAAUAGUGGAUAAAGAGGAAGCCAAACCGAGCGAGCAAAGAAAACUUUCUGUUUAUGCUUCCGACGACCAAUCGCAAUCCUUGUAUUCGCUGAAUUUCGUAGUCAAUUGA